This is a messenger RNA of Zingiber officinale, 1504 nucleotides long. RefSeq names its product (-)-alpha-terpineol synthase-like. The record is from RefSeq and is a predicted model, not a curated record. Gene Ontology annotation, molecular function: magnesium ion binding; terpene synthase activity. The transcript has 6 exons. Lineage: Eukaryota; Viridiplantae; Streptophyta; Magnoliopsida; Zingiberales; Zingiberaceae. The coding region runs from base 259 to 1416 and encodes 385 amino acids.
AUUGCUGACGUUUAAAGUCAUCUUCAUGCUUCUUUAGAUCAUGUGAGCUCGCAGCUCAAGGACGAUCUCCAUGCCACAUCGCUGCUCUUCAGGCUCCUCCGAGCAAAUGGCUUCUCUGUUUCACAAGGUUUGUUCGAGACAUUUAGAGACGAGGAGGGAAACUUCGAAGCUCGCUGUGAGAACCAGAUCAGAGGGCUUCUGAGUCUGUACGAAGCUUCCUACCUCGAGAAGGAAGGAGAGACUGUGCUGAAGGAAGCCAUGGAUUUUGCAACAGAGCAGCUGAAAGGAUUCAUGGAGGAGGGAUCUGUUCCUGAGACUGGAGGUCUCAGAGAGCAGGUGGCCCAUGCGCUGCAGCUUCCACUGAAUUGGCGGCUGGAGAGAGUGCAGCACAGGUGGUUCAUUGAAGCAUGCCGUGGCGACGACACUAUCAACCCCCCUUUCCUGCUGGAGUUUGCUAAGCUCGACUACAAUCUGGUUCAGGACAUGUACAAGAGUGAACUCAGAGAGCUCUCCAGAUGGUGGUCGGGGCUCGGGCUUGCAGAGAAGCUGCCAUUUUUCAGAGACCGAUUACUUGAAAACUAUCUGUGGGCACUUGGUUUCACUUAUGAACCAGAAAGUUGGAGAUGCAGAAUGAUCCAAGCAAAGUCCAUCUGCUUUCUUACAUUGAUUGAUGAUAUUUACGACGUCUAUGGAACCUUGGAUGAACUCCAACUCUUCACUGAUGCCGUCGACAGAUGGGACUUAACUGCCAUGGACAAGCUUCCAGAAUACAUGAAAUUAUGUUUCUUUGCAAUCUUCAACCUGGUGCACGAAGAAGGCUAUCGGGUGAUGAAGGAGAAGGGCUUGGACAUUGUGCCUGAUUUAAAGAAAGCAUGGGGAGAUCAAUGCAAAUCAUACUUUGAGGAAGCAAAAUGGUUCCACCAUGGCCGAACCCCCAUGCUCGAGGAGUACAUGGAGAAUGGACUGGUAUCAAUAGCUGGUCCAAUCAUUCUAUCUCACGCUUACUGUGUGGCCAAAGACUUAACUGGAGAGGCCUCGAAAAUUUUUCCCAAUUACCAUGAGAUCACACGCUCCUCUAGCAUACUUUUUCGUCUUUACGAUGAUAUGGGCACUUCCACGGAUGAGCUAGAAAGAGGCGAUGUGCCAAAAUAUGUUCAAUGCUACAUGCACGAGAAAUGUGUCUCAGAGGAAGUGGCGAGGAGGGAGAUAAGAGAAUUGAUGAGAAAAUAUUGGAGAGAAUUGAAUGCAUCUCUUAGUUGGGAUUCUCCAUUAGAGGAGUACUUCAUGAAUAUACAAGUUAACAUCCCUCGGACGGCGCAGUUCUUUUAUGAUCACGAAGGAGAUGGAUAUGGCAAGGCAUAUGGAGAAACUAAGUCUCAGAUCAUAUUGCUAUUAUUCGAACCUAUCCAAAUUUAAAAUGAAUUCAUAUAAAUUGUACCCUCUAGCCAGAGGGAUCUAUAAAGUAUUAUCGAAUUAAAUAAAUGGAAAGUUUAUUCUAUUGUUA